AUGCUCUCGCCCAUGGCUAAGGAUGACGAAUCAACCGCGGCACCCUUCGACCGGGUAGAGAACACAGGCUCUCAGUCUCAGUCUCAGUCUCAGUCCCAUUCUCAGUCACAGUCUCAAACUGAGUCUCACUCUCACUCUCAGCCUCAAUCUCACUCUCACUCGCGUUCUCAUGCCCGAUCCCACUCCCAAUCCCAAGCAUUCUCACACUUCGGGUCAGCCGUGACACCAGCUGCUUCGUCAACAUGGGGCCUCGGCGAGCCAACACCCUCACACCAUCUCUCGUCCGAAGCAUCAACGUCGCCGGCCGAGUCGUGGAGAUUAGAUGAGUUCGUCACCGACCCCGGGUAUCUCGCCUACCAAGAGGAGCUGAGAUGCCUCAUCUUCAACACGGCACAAACGGCAGCUCCCACGCGAGAGGGGACGCCGGAGGCAGCUGAUGGCGGCUUUUCUGCCGGGGGCUUCGCGGCGCCGGGUACCAUCUUGGGCGAUGAGGGAGCCGCGCGACGGCAGGCCGGCCAGAUUCUGGGAACAGGUCGGAGGUUGGAGUAUUUGAAGAACUACGUCGGAGAGGUCGCGACAUGGCUCGACAUGUUCGACAGCGACAGGGCUUUUGGCAUACAAGUUCCUGUCCUUGCCCGAAGCUCCCCUGCACUACUCUACGCCGUCCUCGCCCUCUCGGCGCGACAGAUGGAGCGAAAAGAGGGGAAACAAACAUCGUUUGACAGCCUCGAGCUGUACCAGGAAGCUAUCCGCCUACUAACGCCAUUACUGCAAUCACGAGACCAGAAGAUCAUUCCCAUCUGCACAAUUCUGUGCUGUCUCGAGAUGAUGUCUGCCAGUGCACAGGACUGGAGGAAACACCUCGAGGGGUGUGCCGCGCUCUUCGAAUCCUUCUACGUUCACGGCUUCAGCGGCGGUCUACUUCAAGCUGUUUUCUGGUGCUACGCGCGAAUGGACCUAUGCGGUGCCCUCAUUUCGGAUGGAACAGAAAGCACCCUUCUCACCCCCUCAAAAUGGCUCCCCAGCGGCGCUUCACACAACGAAGCAAGCGAGCUCUUCCACCAGUCUGGAACCCCCGACAUGCACGCCAACUACGCCGUCUACCUCUGCGCCAAAGUCUGCGAGCUCGUCGCCGACAGGACGCGCUACUUUGAACUCGGCGACGCAAGCGGCUGCAGCAGCCCCGAUGAGCUCACCGACCGCUGGAUCCGCCUCUGGGAAGACCUCCAAGCCUGGACGCGCGACCGGCCGCCAGAGCUGCUGCCCGUCCAGAGCAUCCAGAGCAGCCCGUUCCCUCAGAUUCUAUUCCUGCACUGGGCGGCCAUCUCUUCGAACCAGCUGUAUCACACGGCCUGUACGCUCUUGCUCGGGUCCAUGCCACGGCCGCUGAACCUUAAGCUGGGUGGUGUUACGGGCUCCGCCAUCUGGCAUGCGAAAUGCAUCUGCGGUAUAUCGCUCGCGAACCCGCACCAGGGCUGCUUGAAUAACGCCAUCCAGCCGCUUUGGCACGCUCUUCUCGUGAAGCUCAUCCGCAGCAUUGAGGCUGUGACGGGAUGGGGCACGUGUUGGAGAAUUGAUGAUCUCGAGGCCGCUUGGGGUUACAAGGUCCGCAAGGAACUCAGAAUCGCUGAUAUGGUUAGGUGA
This is a messenger RNA of Colletotrichum scovillei, 1644 nucleotides long. RefSeq names its product C6 zinc finger domain-containing protein. The record is from RefSeq and is a predicted model, not a curated record. Gene Ontology annotation, molecular function: transcription cis-regulatory region binding; DNA-binding transcription factor activity. NCBI's taxonomy places the organism in Eukaryota, Fungi, Ascomycota, Sordariomycetes, Glomerellales, Glomerellaceae. Gene Ontology annotation, cellular component: nucleus. The transcript is spliced from 4 exons. Gene Ontology annotation, biological process: positive regulation of transcription by RNA polymerase II. The coding region runs from base 1 to 1644 and encodes 547 amino acids.